UUUUAUCCACACACUGUAAAGACUGACACUGAUCUUCUGGUCAGGUUGUUUUCUACAAUUAUCAGACUACUGAGAGCAGACUUCUUCUCUACUUGGCUUGAUGCAGUAAUGCUCCUAAAAUCAAUAUGCACCGUAGCUGUGGUCAUUGUCUCACUGCAAGGUGCUCCAGGUCAGGCAGACUGGGGUGUGAUUUACACCAGUAAGAACAUCUGUGCCUUGAAGGGGAGUUCAGUGGACAUGGCCUGCACUUACACAUAUCCCAGCGGUUAUACAAUACAAACAACAUUCUGGUGCAAAGAUUGUACACAGUGGAUAGGAGAGAAUCCUGUAGACCUGGCCAGCACUCCUGAGUACAAAGACCGUGUAGAGUACCUGGGAGAUAUGAAACUUCACUCCACCCUCAGACUGAAAAAUCUAACAGCGGGUGAUUCAGGAGGAUAUUACUUCAGGUUUAUAACAAAAACACAGGGUGGUAAAUGGCUGGGUGCAGGCGGAUCCCAAAUAUCAGUCACAGUUUUACAGGUGAGGGUGACUCCUGACACAGUGAGAGAGGGAGACAAUGUGAAACUGGCCUGCAGCACCAGCUGCACUCUGAGUUUCACCCCAACCUUCAUCUGGUAUAAGAACAAACAUCCUCUAUCCAACACCACCCAGAAUCUCCAGUUCUCAGCCAGCAGUGAAGAUGCAGGCAGCUACUCCUGUGCUGUAAGAGGCUAUGAGAAUCUCCCUUCCUCUGCAGUGACUCUCAACGUAACAUAUUCUCCCAAGAACACCUCAGUAUCAGUCACUCCCUCUGUUAAAAUAGUGGAGGGCAGUUCAGUGACUCUGACCUGCAGCAGCAAUGCCAACCCACCAGUGGAGAGAUACACCUGGUUUAAGCAUAAUACAGCUGUAACCUCAGUGAGAGGAUCAGGGCAGAGUUACUCUAUCAUUAACAUCAGAUCUGAGGACAGUGGACAGUACUACUGUGAGGCAAAGAACAAGCAUGGAGUUCAAAACUCAACUGCUGCGUCAAUAGAUGUUCAGUAUGCCCCCCAGAGCACCUCAGUGUCAGUCAGUCCCUCUGGUGAAAUAGUGGAGGGCAGUUCAGUGACUCUGACCUGCAGCAGCAAUGCCAACCCACCAGUGCAGAACUACACCUGGUUUCAGAAGAAUGAGACUGGAGUCUGGCAGACAGGAUCAGGACAGAGUUUAAACUUUUCUAACUUUAGAUCCUGGAACAUUGGACAGUACUACUGUCAGGCAAAGAACACGAUCGGAACUCAUAACUCUACUGCAGUAUUAAUAGCAGCACAAGUUGGAGAAAAUCAACAAAUGAAACAGAGCCCAUAGAGGUCACCAGCGCAAAGACUGGGGCCUGACUCUUCUUUACAGUACAGUUACCGUUAUGCAGUGGGCCC
This is a messenger RNA of Megalops cyprinoides (Indo-Pacific tarpon), 1400 nucleotides long. Its product is annotated as B-cell receptor CD22-like. Gene Ontology annotation, cellular component: membrane. The transcript is spliced from 8 exons. Gene Ontology annotation, biological process: cell-cell adhesion. Bases 109 to 1332 code for a protein of 407 amino acids. Lineage: Eukaryota; Metazoa; Chordata; Actinopteri; Elopiformes; Megalopidae. The record is from RefSeq and is a predicted model, not a curated record.